AUGAACCGUUGGCAAGGACAGGUAGCUGUCGUUACAGGUGCUAGUGCCGGUAUUGGGGCUUCCAUUGCUGAAAAACUGGUUAAGGAGGGCCUACAGGUGGUGGGGAUUGCUCGAAGAAAAGACAGAGUAGAAGAAUUAGCUGCAAAAUUAAAAGAUGACAAAGGAAAACUUUAUGCAGUCAGAGCCGAUUUAAUGAAAAAGGAAGACAUAUUAGAGGCAUUUGAUUGGAUUGGAAAGAAUGUGGGUCCAAUUAGUAUUCUAAUAAACAACGCUGGCCUUGGAAGAAAAACAAAUCUUAUAAACGGCAACAUCGAAGAUUGGUCCUUGGUCUUGGACACCAAUGUCCUUGGUCUAGCUAUUGCAACGCGAGAAGCUAUUAAAAGUAUGCAAGAAAAUAACAUAGAUGGUCACAUUAUAAACAUCAACAGUACCGCUGGUCACCAAGUUCCAUCGAUUCCAUACAAUAACGUAUAUCCAGCUUCAAAGUUUGCCGUAACUGGUUUAACAGAAACUUUGAGAAAGGAACUCAUCACACUUGGAAGCAAGAUUAAAGUUUCGAGCGUCAGUCCAGGAUGUGUAAUGACCGAAAUUUAUGAAGCAAAUGGAUUCACCGAGGACGAAGAAGUAAACAAAUUGUUGAAAAUUGUGCCUGCACUUCAAGCCGAAGAUGUUGCUAAUGCUGUUUUGUAUGUGUUAGGAACCCCGCCUAAUGUUCAGGUAACCGAACUUACAGUGAAGCCUCUUGGAGAGUUUGUAUAA
Molecule: messenger RNA, 759 nt
Organism: Psylliodes chrysocephalus
Lineage: Eukaryota; Metazoa; Arthropoda; Insecta; Coleoptera; Chrysomelidae
Source: the annotation of a GenBank genome assembly